AUGAUCAGAUCAAUAAAGAUCGCAACCGAAAUAGCCUACGCCGUCACCCAGGCUGCUAGCAUUACUUUCUUCAUAUACUCCUGUCCUCCUGAUCCUCUAUACAUCUUUCUAUCACCUCCUCUCACUGAUGAGGAAUUAUUAUGGUACCAAGGCUGUCGUCAAGUUUGGGCUAUCUUGUUUUUCUUAUAUAUAUUCGGUAUGACUUUCAUGCCAAUUUUAUUGAGAUACUCGGUCAAGCAAGGCGACAGAAGUGAACACGAAGAUGCCCAAACUACCAAAGUGACCAUAUCGACCAAUUCAACCAAACUUACCAAAGUGGAAAGCGAGACGAACGACACGAAAGAAGCGAGAACCACAAAAAUCGAACAAUCCUCCGAGGAAGUGAGAGAAACAGAUGACACCUCUAAUGUUGACGAACAUGUGAAAACACAAGUGGAACUUGUCAAUGUUAGAACUGCAUUAGAGAAGGAGCAAGAACGAGUAAACCGCAUGGAACAAGUUAUGGAGUCGCUCCAAGCACAAGUCGGUGUCUUACGAGCCGUAUCGAGAGUCAAAGACGCAGAAGCUAGAAACAAACGGAGCAGGGCACAAUCGAUGGAGGAGGAUCGCCAGAUACAAACUGAUAUCUUGGCCACGAGAAUUAUGACCCAAGAAGCAAAAAUGGAGGAGGUUUUGGAGAGAUUAGACGAGCAUGAUAGUAGUAAUGAAAUUUUGAGGGUGUGGAUUGAAAAACUCAAACGCGAAGCGGAAAAGGUACAGAUGAAGGGUGAGAGAAUCGAUGCUAUUGAUGGAGAGAUCAAUAGAAUGUAUGACAUCUUGGAACAGGAAGUCCGUAAAAUGCAGGAAGCGGAAAACAAGAAACUCAAGGAGUUUAGGACACAUAUGAUGGCCUUUGAGGAUUAUUGGACCGAGGAGUUGGAAAAGAUAUAUGAUCGUAGGGGAAGUAGAGAAUCGGAUUUAAAAGAGGAGAUUAGAAGUCAGGUCAGAAAUGAUUUGAGAAAAGAACAGGAGCUGAGGGAGUCUGAUGGGUGGCAAAGGAGAUCGGCCCAAGAAGAGGUUAUCAAGGAUGAUUCGAUGGCAAACCAAGAAGCUGAAGAUGAGAUGGAGGGAGAAGUCCCAAAUACAGUUUCUAGCAUAGAGCACUCCUCGCAAACAGACGCUGAGAACUUGGAGACGAGAGUCAAUCAAGAAGUCGAGGUAGAUAUGGGUGGUGAUAAGAAACAAGAUGCUGAAAUGGAUGAUCUCGAGAAAGGAAAAAAUGGCGGCAUGGAAGAUAUCACGCAUGAACUCGAGGACAAGGCUGAGGUUGAGAGGAAAGAUGGUGCAGUAGAUGAGGAGUGGACUGAGCUUCGAUAUUAG
Messenger RNA from Botrytis porri, 1359 nucleotides. RefSeq lists its product as uncharacterized. The record is from RefSeq and is a predicted model, not a curated record. Bases 1 to 1359 code for a protein of 452 amino acids. The transcript has a single exon. Lineage: Eukaryota; Fungi; Ascomycota; Leotiomycetes; Helotiales; Sclerotiniaceae.